Molecule: messenger RNA, 13741 nt
Organism: Lingula anatina
Lineage: Eukaryota; Metazoa; Brachiopoda; Lingulata; Lingulida; Lingulidae
Product: 1-phosphatidylinositol 4,5-bisphosphate phosphodiesterase epsilon-1
Biological process (GO): Ras protein signal transduction; release of sequestered calcium ion into cytosol; G protein-coupled receptor signaling pathway
Molecular function (GO): protein binding; guanyl-nucleotide exchange factor activity; phosphatidylinositol-4,5-bisphosphate phospholipase C activity
Source: RefSeq, a predicted model, not a curated record
CGUGAACAGCGUUUCUAAGGAAUCAAAGAAACUGCAGGAGAAGGAAUGGAAGAUGGCACCACAAAGCAUACCUUGCGGGGAAUUGGAGCUGAGAAACGAAAAUGGCCAGGCACUCUUCGGAAGACUUCAGGCGGAGUUCCUCGCCCUUGCAGUCUCUACAUAUGUCCCGUCGUUCUCCAUCUCUGACCCCAAGGUCACCGUCCCUGUCUCCUCGAUCCCCAUUGCACUCCCCUUGCUCGCCUUCAAGUGCUUGUAGUGACCGUUUCCAGUGGAUUUGGACAGGAUGUAGGACACUGAAAGUGCCACAACAAGGUGCAAAUAUGUCAGCAUCAUCUCCAUCUAACUUGCAAGUCCCCUUUAUGGGACAUAGUCCCAGUUUCGUGUUUACAGGCCAUCCUCAGGCAUGUAGGAGUAAUAGCUCUGCCUCGUCCAUCAUGGAUAUGACCUAUGAGGCGGAUAUACUAGAGCGGGCAGUCAUUGAAAAUGACGUUGUGACCGUUAACCAUAUCCUCCAGAUCCAUCAUAGUAAAUUCCCUGUAAACUUACAUAGCAGUAUCCUGGAUAAAGCUAGCUGGGAUUCUGGUAGCCACAAGGUAAGCCAGGCAAGUCAAGAAGUUGAGAUACUCCUCAGAAAAAGUCAAACGUUGAUUGAUAACUACGACCGUGCUGAAAGUGUUAUCUUUUCCGGGGACAUCCCUCCUGUCUUCCGCAACGCAUUGCAUCUGGCCGUGAGACAUUCGUCUUUGGAUGUUAUAAAAUUACUCCUUAAAUAUGGCGUUGAUCCCAAUGAAAUAGGAUUGCGCAUGUCACAAGAACGCGCUGGAAGUAUCUCUUUGAGUAGUCCGCGUUCCCCAGGGCGAAAGGACGUCAGGUUCUCUACAAACAAACCAGUUAGCGGAACUGAAAGUGCUACUGCUGUCACUCAAAAAGACAGUGUUUCAAUAGAAUAUGAUAAUAAUAUAGUCGCGCAAGAACCCAAUGGCUGUGAAAGUCAAUUAGAUGCACAUCCGAAUGACACAACAUCGACAUUUGCAAGCAUUUAUUCAAAAGAUUGGCUAUUUGGGCUCCCAGUGCUUUUUCUUGCUGUAGUGACUGGAAACGAUUCCAUCGUUCGACUUCUUUUAAGAUAUAAUGCUAAUCCGAAUUACCAAGACGAUCGUGGAAAUACGCCAUUGCAUUUGUGUGCAUGCUCGGAAUUUCGCAGCACUGAUUGCGCUCAGGUAUUGAUUGACAACGGUGCGCGGAUACGCGUCUUGAACAAUUACGGGGUUUCUCCCUGCCAGCUAUUUCCUGAAUUAGUAAAUGAGCAGACGCGUGUUCUGAAAGAAGCGCUUGCUUGCUUCCAGGAAUUUUACACGUCCUCUGGAGUGGGGCGCUUGGACGCCGCUGCCGAUACCUCCCACGGUAUUACCAGUCACAACAGGCAAUUCGGGAAACUGCUUAAACGUAUCAGUACGGAAAGCAAAUUGCAUCGGAAUAAGGACAAGAGACGCUGUGACGCCGAGGAUACAAGCAGCAUAUUACGCGACCGAGUCUCUUCUUUUAGCUCUGUCAGAAGCAUAAGGAGGAGGACCACUUCUGGAGCUACCAGCUUGUUGGAAGAGUCAGAAAUUUCCCCAGUGGACAUAGAGGUGACUGUGAUAAGCCACGACAGUGAGAGGGGCUCCACACAUGUGUUGGACAGACCACUCUUCCGCAAGAUGAGCCUCAGGCGUAGCGAUCGUGCUAAAGGCAAGUCGGUAAUCUCAGUGGAAACCCUAGCAGAGAAAGAUAAACCAAGAUUUGAGGAUAUAGAAAGAUGUCUUGGCACCUUGAUCAAGCUUGCAGGAAAUUCAGAAUGUGUUCCAUCUUUAGUGGAGGGCCUGGCAUCAUGUAUGAAUACAGUUAUCUCAGUGGCUGACCAAACUGGAGCCCAGAGCAUUGAAAAAUGUACCAGUGAAUUGUUCAACCAACUUAUUACGACUUGCUAUGAAGACUUGCAGAAUGUUGGUGGCCAGAGAGAACGCUGUGCCUGCCUGCUUCACCUGUCCACUUUGCUGACUACAUCAAUACAACUGCUGAAAGGCAAGCAACCCCUCCACUUCACUGCACUCAAUGCCAUCAAUAGGAUUAUUGACAUAUGUAUUGUAAGCGGCUCGUAUGAUCAGCAUGGAAUUGGAUCCCUUUACUUUCAGGAUGAGAAUAAGGAAUUAAAUUUCCUUGGGACCCUUCAAGAUGGGGAUGUUCUCCUGCCAGAAGGAAGCAGCAAGAAAAAAGAAGGGAAGUGCUCAAAACACAAACUUGCAGGAGAGUGUAAGAAAAUGCAUUACAAAUGUCGAGAGCGAGAUGCUCCCCAUUUGGAAAAAGUUGAGCACUCCAAGUGUAAGUUCAAAGAGGGCAAAUUAGGUGGGGAGGAGGAAGACGAAUUUGAGGAGGAAAAUGAAGACCAUCUCUUGGGUGCUAGAACUCCACUGGAAAUUCUUCUUCAUUGUGAUCCAGGCCCUGUGCUUAGUGUCCUGCACAAUUCCAUCACAAUGCACAAACGAAUCGUUGGGGCCCGUCAGAAAUGUACACCGAGCACACGAUGGCGCCACUGCACACACCAUUGUUUGCAGAUUCUCAGUGCCCGUGUACUUGCUCUCAUGUGUCAUGGUCCUUAUGUACAGCACAAGGUUGUUACUGAUGGCCAUCUUAAAUCUCUUGUGGAAGGGCUGGAUCCCAACCAUGACCCGCAUCUCCUUUGCCUCAUACUACAGGCCUUGGCCACCAUAGCAUUGAACCCUUCUUACCAUCAAGCCCUCGCUGAGGCAGACAUAGCUGACGUGCUGAUGCAGCUUCUCCUUCCCUCUGAUGAAUGGUAUUAUACUAACCACAGCACCAAGUAUGCCUGCUACGUCAAGUACCAUGCAGCCAGAAUCUUGGUCUACAUGGGCUACUUCCACAAGCUUGGGGGAAGGGUCGAUCUCUUUGAUAUGAAAUUAUUCCAAGACAAAGCCUCCAAUCCUCUGCUCCAAGUGCACUCUCCAGAAGACAGUUUUAUUGAGUUGAUGGCUCUUGGAAAAGUGAUUAAGAAAGACGGCCAGGGAUACAUUGAGGCAGGCUCACCAGAGGGUUUGGUAAUGGCAAUCAUACAGGAUGCUGUAGAAGAGGAACACAAUUAUUUGCUGUCCACCUUGUGUGGUGUGCCCAAUCAGACCUUACAAGUGUCUCCAGAGGUUGCACAGUCCAAAACUGCCACAAAGCCAACAACUUCUAAGACAUCCAGACCCACGGAUUCUGAGGAAUAUCUGCUGCAGUUAUAUCACAAGCCAUUCCGAGAACUCUUCUACUCUGCCAUGCCCCUGCUGAUUCACCCUGUGAUAGUUAUUCGUUUGUUAUACCACAAGAUGUUUGGAAGCCUUGUAAGAAGAAAGCUGCCAGACCUUAAGGACCAGGAGAAUGAUGAAGAUGCCAUGAAGGAAAGUUACCACAAGAAAAGAAGGCUUACUUAUGGGAACUGUAAUGGACAGAAUCAUAAAUUUGACGGGGAUGAUUUUGGACCACCUGAUUGGGUGGAAUCCCCUGUAAUGGCGUCAGGGUCAACAACUAAUGCUGCUGUCAAAACGCUGGCUAGGAAUGUGGUUUUUCCUGCUCCAUUGGAGCUGCAGAUAGCCAUGACACCCUCGCCUCAGAUCAGUGAUUUAGAUUUGUACCAUGAUAAAUCUGACAGCAAUGGUAAGGAGGAGGGUAAAAUAAGUUCCAGUCGGAGGAUAUUCCAUAGGAGUUCAAAGAAAAGCAUAUCGAAGUCUGUUGCCAAUCUGCAUUCCAAUUCAAGCCCACCCCAAAAUAGUCCAGAGGAAAAGGCUCAAAAUUACGACAUACUUGCAUUCCAAAGGGAGCUUAUAAAUUUGCCAACAUUUGUGUUAGAUACACCGCAAGUGUCUCCUAUGCCUUCUAGGUCCAACUCUGUACCAGAUAUGAGAGAACUGACCAAUAAAGAUGGACACUCAGUGGCUGCUACAAUGAGUGACCACAAUAUAAGAUGUUCAGGCUCUCUAGAAACAAAGACUCAAGAAGCAGAAAAGAUGAAAGAAGUAAAAGAAUCUGAUAAAAAACUUGUUAAACAGAGCCAAGUUAAGUCUCGUCCUGUGUUUGUUUUGGAAGACGCAACUUGCACCAGUUCAGACACAGAGCCUUGUCACUCACACCGUGCUUUAACUAUUGGAGAUACUCAAUCUGUAGGCAUUGCAAGAAUUCAUGCUGUCAAGAGGCAUGCAGAGGUUAAAGCAAUGAAUGCUCAUCUACAGGUUAAACAUCAAUCUUCUCAUCAGCCAUUGCCAUCCCCCUAUCCAUCAAAUCAUCUUUAUCAUCACCGUAAUCAUCAUCAUCAUCAUCAUCAUCAUCCACAUCACCUCAGCCAUGCAGCUACUUCGCCCAUGCAAAGCCAGCUUGGUUUACCUCGAACACCCAUGUUGUGCAUUUCCUCUGCUUCUGUCACGUCUUUACGCUCUGAUGUUAGUUUUCAUUCCGUAUAUUCCAGUCACCAUUACUUUGGUGGCAUGGAGGUACCACUGCAACACAAAGCAGUGAUGAAAAUCAUAGAGUCCUGGGUGAAUGUGUGCAGUGCAGACUUUGAGAAUGAUCUCCUCGCUAGCUCUGAGAUGAAGGACUUUCUCAAUAAAAUGCAAAGCCUUGGAUCAGAUUAUAGACAGUGGUGUAGAAAUAUGUGGAUCAUGCUAAAACUGGAGAAUGUAGAUACCAGAAAGAAAACUAACCAAGAUAAUGAUGUGGAGAGUGCCCAUGAACAGUAUAAAAAGCUCCAGCAGUUGAUAGUGAGUGGAGAACUACCAUGUUCCAAGGAGGAGGCUGCCACACUUGCUGGCAUCCAGCUUCACAUUGAAGAGGCAUGGCCAGAGAAUGAAAGUGAAAAUGUAGACAAGCAAGCCAGUGACUUAGCCAGAGCUGUAGCUAUACUGAAAAGUAAAACUCUCAGUAUUGACAACUUGGCCAAGCAAGAAAACCUAACAAGAAAAAAGGAACUGAUCCGAACUCAGAAGGCACUAAAAUUGACCAGCAGUAGGAGGAAACUUGUACGCCAGUUGACAUGUGUCAGUGAUACUACGGAGAGUGUGCUCACUGCUACAGAAGUGAACUUUGGAAAGUGCCUGCCACCUGAUUAUAAGGAGUCUAAAAAAGUGCACGAUUUAAUAAAAGAAAAGCAGAAGCGCCUUUGGCAUACACCAUACUAUGACAAUGAAAUCAAACUGAAGCAGUUGUAUAUCAAGAUCUGCAAAAACCUACCUGCUUAUGGCUGUAAACUAUUUCAAGUCAAGGAGCUGAUUAGAGGAAGCUCUCGCAAGAAGGUGGGCCGUAUUCUUGCGGUCAGUGCGUCAAAGAUUCAGUUGCUGGACAGUAAAAGCCGUUUCAUAGUCCGAUCUCAGCCAGCCAGCUCACUACAGGUGUGGAAUAGGAGUGGAGGGCGCUCCCAGGAAAAGCUGGUUUUGGAGUUUUUUGGCACCAGACCCUGGGUCCUGUCAAUGGCACUUGCUGACUCAUACAAGGAAGUGACCAGUGCAUUGUGGGAAGUCCUGGGGAUGGACAGCAAGUGUCUGGAAAGCAUUUCUAUGAGAAGAGACAGCUGGAACUACCUGGAUUUUAGUGGAAAGCGGCAACUUAUGUGCCGCAGUGACCAUGACCAUAGCUCCAUCCCAAGCCAAGAACUAGACAAUCUUCAGAAGCUUCUCCAUUUCCCAGAGGAAGUGGCCUUCAUGCUGACCAAGGUGGAGCGUGAGUUAUUCCAGCAAGUGACCCCUGUCCAGUAUAUCCGUCAGCUGACUCUUGACCUGUCCAGAAUUCCCAGCUCAGGAACCAGUCAACCCACAGUCCACAGUCUGGUGCACAGGUUCUGUGAGGUCAGCUCAUGGGUGACCCAUCUUAUUAUCACCCAGCCUACUCAUGAAGAUCGCAAGGCCGUGCUGUCAUGCAUCCUGCGCUUGGUCAGUGCGUGCUGGAGCCUUGGCAACUUUAACACUGCAGUGGAGGUCCUGGCAGGGCUCAAAUCUGAUAAGCUGAAGCCUUUUUGGUUGUCCAUAUCUGACGAAGACUUGUCUACCCUGCACAUGCUCAGUGAUGCUGUGCUGUCUGGGGAGGUCACUUUGGAAUACAAGGAGGCUCUGGCCAGAGCUCUUGAUAUCCUUGACUGUAAGGUGGUACCUUUCUUUGGUGGCUUCCUCUCUGACCUGAAGACCAUCUUGGCUGGGGUACCGAGUAUUGUUGUCCUACCAUCAGAAGAAAACCAGUCCCUAGAAUUUAUUUCUGACUACAAUGGAGAGGAUAGAUUUAUGACGAGGAUUGGUGUGGGGGGUCUUCUGAAUGUUGACAAGCUUCGCCAAGCACAAAUUGUCUUGGAUGACAUUGAGCAAUUCAGACAACAUGGUCGACAGCAAGAUGCUUCUGAUGUAGAGUGCUCAUCACUGGAUAGGGACAAGAGUGAUGCAGAAUCAGACCUUGGUAAAGUAGAAAGAGAAGACAGCGACUAUGACCUAGAUCUAGACAGCUAUCAACCCAUCCACCCACUCUCUGCAGACCAUGGAGUCACCAUCAUCCCUCCAAAGCAGGCCAAGAUCAACCUCCACUACUUGCAGUGCAUGCACUUUGGCAGCACAGUGAUCCACACAGAGGAGGACAGCUCCAGGUCCGCCAUAUGCUGCCUUAAACUAGAACACACUAACGGCAUGCUAUCCUGGUGCAAGCCCAGUUGGAGUACCAUGAGAGGAGGCUCCACUGACUACUACUUAGGGGGAGAGUGGGACUCCCCUCCCUCUACAGGGCUAAUAAACAGAUACACCUAUGGGGACCUGGUAUGUACGAACUUAGAAGAAGGCUAUAUAGAUCUAAGUUUUAUCAAGGAGGUUGUUCUGGGCAACCAGUUGAUUGACACCACUGUGAUAUGUAAACGCCAUGGCCUUGAAGACCUUACGGCCAACCAGCAUUGUGUGUCUAUCCUGUAUGGCACAAAUCUCUCUGAUAAUCGCUGGUUGAAUUUUGUGGCACCCAGUAAUGUGGUACAGGUAUGGUACCUAGGACUGAAGUGUCUUGUAGCAGCUGUGCGGAGACAGCAGCAGCAGACAGACCAGAGAAUACAGUGGUUAAAGGAACAAUACUUGCAGCUGUACUACUGGGAAAAUAAAUGCCAGGGACCAAACCCUGCUGAGGCUAUAAAGGUAUUUGGUGGCCGUAAAUGGGACUCGAACACAAACAUUCCAAAUAGCCCAAUCCCUGGCUCUGGCCCCCAGUCUCAGCAGCCCCAGUCUCAGCAGCCACAGCUCCAGCCACAGCCUAGCACAGGGUUUAAGCGGUCAGCCAGUGUUGGUGUGGGUCCGCUCAGAACGACCAGAAAAUGUCUGAACAGUCCACUGACCUCAAUUAGAGAUGUGCUCCCUUCACGGAGAGCAUCUGCUGGGGAUUCUCCUGAUUCUCCUCAAGCAUCUUCUGCCCCAGCUGCAACUUGCCUGCCAGAGGAACGUAGUGCCCCGUCCCCCAGACCUGAGCCUCUGAGGACCACAGUGAGAUCAGGCAGCGACUCUGAGUUAGAGAAUAGGUUGCACAGAAUACCAGUCCAUACAUUGAAGAGAAAGUGUAUGACUUGGAAUGUAGCCUUUACACACAGGAGUGAAAGGAGAAAGCUUUCCAUUGGAGGCCACUUUGUAGAUACCAAGAACAACUCUAUCACACAUUCCACCCAGCUAGACUUUCUGGAUUUCUUGGACUUAUUCAAAGCUUUUAGUCUGCGUUGCCGAAAAGACAUCAAAGACCUUUAUGAGAGAUUUUUGCUUUCUAAACCUGGAGACAGUAACACAUGUGGACAAGGCAGUGAAAAAGUCUUGCUGAAGCCAAACAAAAAAGAUAUGGGUCUGAUAACCAGGAACACAAUCUUAGAUCUGACUCUUGACAACCAUCGGAGGCGUAUCUGUGAUGCGCUGGCGGUGGCCAGUAUUGUCAGUAACUGCGCUGGGGUCAGUACAGCCAAACGGGAGUUCAUCAGCGUGUGUGAAUUUCGUGGCUUCUUGCAUGAAUACCAGGAGGACCAUCUCAUUGAUGAUGACAUCGUCAAGUUGAUACAGCGCCAUGAACCUGACCCCAGCCUGAGGCAAAUGCGUGUGCUCUCAUUUGAAGGGUUUGCCAGGUACCUGAUGGACAAGGACAACUAUGCCUACCAGAAUGAAAAGACAAACCACACAGAUGAGGACAUGGACCAGCCCAUGACUCACUACUAUAUAGCAUCCUCACACAACACCUACCUGACUGGGAAUCAGUUCAAGGGGGAGUCUUCAGUGGAACUCUAUAGUCAGGUGUUGCUGACUGGUUGUCGCUGUGUAGAACUAGACUGCUGGGAUGGAGAUGAUGGGUUUCCUGUCAUCUACCAUGGACACACACUCACCACAAAGAUUCCAUUUAAAAGUGUGGUAGAAGCCAUCAACAAAAGUGCCUUUGUUGCAUCUCCCUAUCCAGUGAUUCUGUCCAUUGAGAACCAUUGCUCUAUUCCACAGCAACAAAAAAUGGCUCACAUCUUUCAGAAUGUAUUUGGUGACAAAUUGGUUUCCAAGUACUUGUUUGAGCUUGACUUCACUGAUGAUCCCUAUCUGCCCUCCCCCAACCAGCUCAAGUUCAAGAUUCUAAUCAAGAACAAGAAAUUACGCUCAACACAUAAGCCGCUGCUGAAGCAAAAGAGCUCUGCUGCCAAUCACAUGAGAGCCCUUACCACACUGAGCACAGUCUCCAGUGAAUCAGGCUCAGUCCAAGAAGACGAUGAUGAUGAUGAUGACGAUGAUGAUGAUGAAGAUCUUGGAGAUGAUAAGGAGCUGGCCUUGCUCAGGACCUCCUUGGGUAGUCAGGAUGACUCUGUGGAGUCAGAGGAGUCCAAGAUGGAACACUCUAGGACUGGCAGUGACCCUGUUCCAGAAGGGAGAGCGAGAUCAAAAAGUGAUGUUUUGUCUGAUAGAAUGAGACCCAAAAGCCAGUCAGACUUAGACUGGAUAUAUGAUGAAGAACUUCAGCUGGCUCUGAAAGCACCCAAAGUUAAACAGAAGAAGGCUAACCAGAUUGCAAGAGAACUCUCAGAUUUGGUGGUCUACACCCAGGCCAUUAAAUUUAAAGGUUUGGCAUUGAGUCCCUUGCCCACCAUAAAGACAAAGAAAAUAGUUGUGAAGAAGAACAUCCUGGGGACUUCCCCUAGUGCUUCCACGGUGGCACCUGCUGCUGCUGCUACUCCUAUAGAGGAGAAAAGAGAAAUCAACUUCACCUCCAUCCCUGCUAAGACCAGGAACGGCCAUGCAUCAUGCCACAGCAUCUCUUCCAUCAAUGAGAACAAGGCCAAGCAGCUUUGCCGGAGAAAUCCUGUACCUGUCAUCAAUCAUACUGAAAAGCACCUCUUGCGUGUGUAUCCCACUGGAGUGAGAAUUGACUCUUCUAACUUCAAUCCUGUUAUAUUCUGGGCUUUUGGUAUACAGAUGGCAGCACUAAACUACCAGACAGAUGACACUGCCAUGCACCUGAAUAGUGCCCUGUUUGAGCAGAACAACCGCAGUGGUUAUGUUCUCAAGCCCCCGGUAAUGUGGGAUAAGACUCAUGUCAUGUACAACAGGUUUAACCCCUGGGAUAGGGAGUUUGAUGGACUGCAUGCUACUGCCGUUACAAUACAUGUGAUAUCUGGUCAGUAUGUCUGCCAAAAUAACCUGAAUGGAAGUCCAAUGGUGGACAUAGAAAUUAUUGGAAUACCUGUAGACAGCACAAAGCAAAGAACAAAGGUGGUCUCAAGAAAUGCACUCAAUCCAAUAUGGUAUGAUGUCUUCUCAUUCCAGGUGAUGUUCAGAGAUCUUGCAUUUGUGCGGUUUACUGUGACAGAUGUAACCAGUAACCACAUUACAGCACAAAGAAUCAUUCCACUCAAGUGUCUGAAGCCUGGCUACAGACAUGUCCGACUGCGCUCACCUACCAACCAACCUCUAGAGCUGGCCACUUUGUUUAUAUUCUCAAGACAGCAGGAAGGCUUUAGUGAUUUCUCUGUAAAUCUGGAUAAUCCCCAAGACUUCAGUGCCAGUAAAAGAAGAUCUAAUUUCUUUGGCAAAAACAAAGAAGGAGAAACAUUGGCAAGAACUGAGACGGGUCCAUGCAGUAUUCCCAUAGUGCGUGCUAAGAGGCGAAUGUUCUUCAUUAGUCUGUAUGGAGUUGUCCCAUCAGAAGAGUACACAAUCCUCAAGGUCACACAGGAUACCACUGUCUUUGAAACCAUAACUCAGGCUUUGGUAAAAGCUGGAAAGGUGGAUGAAAGGGAAACAGACUUUGUAAUAGUUGAAGAGGUUCAGAAGAGCUGGGAUAAGAAGGAUGCUGGAAAGGGUGGCCAUCAUCAAAUCUUGGACAUGCAGGACCCUAUACUUCUGUGUAUGAAUAGUUGGAAGGGUCAAGGAAAACUUAUACUGAAAAAGAAAACCGAUGACCCAAGUACAAGAGCAUGGAUCUCUACAAUAAUGGCCACAGAUCAGAAGAGACGUCAGAGAUCUCUGGACACGGACAGUACAGACUGGGAGACAGAUGAACAGAUGUUUCAUGUUUGUGUCUACAAUGUGUCCUCUGAUCAGCCAUACACCAUCUUCAAAGCACCUGUCACCAGCACUGCACAGGACAUUAUUACACAGGCUCUACUCCGAGCAAGACGAGCAGACGAUCCAAAGAAGUAUGUAUUACUAGAGGAGCUUUGUACAAGUGGUGGAUCUGCAGAAAGUCCUAGCCAGUCAGGGCGCAGGAGAAGCAGCUUGCGCAGACGCUUCCUUUUAGACAUGGAGAAUGUUUACCAGGCUCAGAGUGAAUGGAAGGCAACAGGAAGGUUCAUACUCACUGACAGGCCUACCACACAGAAUGAGAAGAAGAGGGUUGGGAAUAGUUUUACCAAAGCAUCUGCCUCCUUUGUGAACAGAUUCAAUGUUUUCAAGGCCAAAUCCAAAAGUGUCACCACUGACUCCAAGGGAUUGGAAGAAUCGGCCAGGUCUAAAAGCUACCCGCAGGUAAAGGCAGAGCUUAUUCCAAGUCCAGAAGGGGAGGGAGAUGAUGUGUUUGACAAAAAAAAUAUGGGUAAAGAGGAAGCAGCAAUGGCCACAACUUGCUCUCCUAAACCUUUGCCAAAGUUUAUGAAACUGUCUCAUCGCUGGAAGCCAAAUACAUAGUCCUCUGGUAAUGCCACAAUGCUUAUUCAGAGGCUAUAGUUUAGAACUGCUUUCUGUACCUCAGUCCAUUAUGAAAUACUCUGCUGAAAUAGCUCAGCAAACUUACAAUUAUGGACAAAAAUAUGACAUUGUUCAUAUAGAAAUUUCUUUUCUCAUGUUUUAACUGUGCUAUAUAUAAUAAUAGGCACAGAUUAUGGGUGCUGCUAUAGAAAAUAAUGGUACUUAUUAACUUGAAUCCAGUUAUUAUAGCACAAAGUCUAAUAAGGUUUUUAUUAUUAUUAUUAUUAUUAUUGGUCUCAGAUUGGUGCCAAAGUUAAGUUCAAAUUUAUUCAUCUGGAGGCCCAAUAUUUUAAAAGUCCAGCAUUGGUUUUAUCAAUUACUGUGUUUUGAAACAAAACUUUACCCUGUGUAUGCCUUUUUAUAUAUACAGUUUCUGUCCAGCCCAAUCAACAUAGAGACUUAUAAGCAUAAGCAGUGUUAAUAAACUUGAUAAUUAUAUUUGUCAGUUUGUUUGGAAUUUUAACAAGCAAUGUAGAGGAAUAUAAAAUUAUGGCCUAGGUAUUCCAAACAUUUAAAUUUUUAAUUUGAAAUGAAAAAUGUGACAACCAGUGUAUAUUGUAUGUGAACUUCGAACUGUAAUUAUUAUCUCAUUUCUUUAUAAACAUUAAGGUUUAUGUAUUUAAAAAAUGACAAAAUAUCCUCAUGUCUAAAUCAUAAUAAAUAUUUUUAUUGGAUUUUGAAGCAGCAGUGUAGACAGGACUGAUUUUCAAGACUUUUGUAAAAUUUCUACUUGUAUGUUUAAAUUUUCAUCAAAGCGUACUACUAUUAAAUAUUUUGGCAGAUGACUCUCCUUAAAAGUAUGCUUCAAUUGAUGAUUUUCUUACCUUUUUAUUGGCAUUUUGUUUAUGUUAAGUACAGCUGAAUAACAGUAAGUUUAUUUUGUUGACUAAAGUCUGUUUUCUUUCAUUAAUUAGUAAAUUGUAUAUUUUGCUCAUGCCAGUUUGAAUCAAGUAUCAAUACUGCAAAGAACAACAUGAGAUCAAAAAAUAAGCAAUAUUAUCAGUAUAGGGCUAACUGCAUUCCAGUUUUUUGUGUAAAAUUAAAAAAAGCCAUUCCAGCAUUCUCUGUCAGAAUAAAGUCAACUUCAUACUGACGAUCAAAGCCAUGCAAGCAUUUGUUGAUAAUUAUUUGUAAAGGGCACCAAAAAAUUGUAAUCAGUAUUCAUUAUUUCAGGUUACCAGUUUAGUUACAUUCUACGUAAGUUUACUAUAUAUAGAUUUGCCUCUUUUGUGUUAAAUCCAUACCUUAUUUUCUUUAGGACUGAUGAAAUCCACGUUAUUACAAAUUGAAAAAAGGUUAAAGAUAUGAUUCUGAGGAGAGAACUUAAUUAGCAAGCCUAUUUAAUGGGUUUUGUUAUACAGGAAGUAAGAUAUGUUACUCUAAAUCUUAGGGAACUUUUUUCCAUUGUUAGUAUUUCACUAGGAAGAUGUUUUUUCUGUAUGAUUUUUGGUGAAAUUAACUGUUGACCAAUUAGCCAGCUAACACUUCUGAACCUAGGGAAUGGUGCUUCAAUAACUUUGUUUUAUGUGGUGCAAUUGUUUGUGAAUAUUUAUUUAAAGAAUACAUAUCACCAUUUGAGGGAAUUGCCCUCUGAAUUGUUGCAAGAGUAGAUAAAUCUGUAUCAGUAAAAGGAUACUGUAGAUAUUGUAAUCCUCAUGUAUAUUGCUGACAUAUUCUAACAAACAGUGGGAAAAAUAGAAAAAAAAAAUCCUGCAUUUAGUAAAUGUAGUACCUGUAUUUACAUUGAGAAUUGUACAUCAACCUAGACAAGAUGUAGUUUCUGCUGGACCAGCAAACCACAUUGAUACCAAUCCUAGUGAGUCGUAAACCCUAGGUACCACAAAUUAAUAGACUUAUUGCCUAAUGUAUUUGCAUAUUGUGCCAAACAGUAGACCACCACUCAUGUCAUUCAUGUAUUUUAAGCUUCCUUUAUGUUUAUGGAGACACAAUUGUGUCCAGACUCUUGUCUUGGUGAUUUGAUUAAUUCAGAAAUUGCUAUGAUAAUCACUUCUAUGUAGCUUUAAAAUUUUGAAGCAUUUGAAUUAUCCCAUUAUAGUGCAAAGUUUGCUUGGGACCAUGUGUUUAAUUGCCAGUGUAUCAUAGCAACUCAUCUAGAACUUGAAAUGAAGUUGGGAAAUUAGGAUGCUUCUGACAUUUCCAUUUUAUAUUCAUUGUUCAUGAUCCUUUUGUUUGAUAUGUGAAAAUCUAGUACUUAGCAUUCUGUAUUACAAGAAAUGCCUGUCAUAUAUUUAAUAACAUAUUUAACUUAUUCAAAGAAAAUUCUUAAUUAUUACUGUUAAUUAUUACUCAUUACUGUUUGCUACUAACGAGUAUAAUUUCGCAGAUGAAUAGCAUUAAGUGAAAUGUGGUUUAUGUGGGGCCAUGGAGCAUUAAAAUUUCCUAGAAUCAAUAACUUAAAUUCUGUGGAAUUGUAGUUUCCCUGAUGGCCAUGGGUACGUAAAUGUAAAUUUUAAAUCAAAACAAUAAAAUGAUAUUUAUGUUUA